AAAGGGUUUUUCCAAAAAAUUUUAACACACAAUGAUAGAUUUAUGUUUAAACUUAAUAUUUGUUAACUUCAUGUAUUUUUAUAUAUUUUUUUAAUAUUUCUUUUUAAAUUAAGAACAAAAAAACAACGAAAAACAAGGCCACAGCUUAUUUCAACCAAAAAGUUUGCAGUUUUGCUAUACACUGUUACUUAAAAAAGUAGGGGUUCUAAUUUUUUCUGUGCUUUGGUCAAUCUAUUCGGAGUUGGUUCAAGCUUAUUCUUGGAAAAUUUGGCAAGAAUUUAGUGAGCGAAAAUUCGGCAUUUAAAGUUUUUGAUUGGGUCUGGUUGAAAUAAGCUGUGAGCCACUGUAGUUAUACUUCGGCACAGCUGAAUAGAAAUUUGUCAAAAUGUCAAAGGCAAUUAAGUACUAUUAUGAUUUCCUGUCGCAGCCCUCUCGCGCCCUGUGGAUUGCCAUGCAAAUGAGCAAAACGCCUUUUGAAGAUUGCCCCGUUGCGCUGAGAAAACAGGAGCAGUUGACCGACGAGUACAAGAAGAUAAAUCGCUUCCAGAAGGUGCCGGCCAUCGUGGAUGGUGACUUUCAGCUGGGCGAAAGUGUCUCCAUAGUGCGUUAUCUCUCGGACAAAGGUGUGUUCAGCGAGCAGCUGUAUCCCAAGUCACUGCAGGGCCGUGCCCGCGUGGAUGAGUUCCUGGAGUGGCAGCAUUUCAAUGUUCGCUUCGUCUGCUCCUUGUUCUUCCGCCAAGUGUGGCUGCUGCCUGCCAAGGGCUUGGCUCCGGCCCCAAAACCAGAGGCUGUUCAGAAGCUAAUCAAGGAUGUGGAGGCCAAUUUGGGUCUUGUGGAACGCAUCUGGCUGGAGAAGGACUUUCUGAUUGGGGACAAACUCACAGUGGCCGAUAUCUUUGGAGCCUCGGAAAUCAACCAAAUGAAGCUCUGCCAAUACAAUGUGAAUGAGAAGCAAUUCCCCAAGGUAGCCAAGUGGCUGGAACGUGUCCGAGAGGCCACCAAUCCUUACCAUGAUGAGGCCCAUAGCUUCCUUUACAAGGUCUCCAAGCAGUCUGCAAAAGCAAAGAUUUAAAUAGGAAAUAACAGCUUCAGUUUUUCUUUGCAUUUAUUAUUCGUUUAAGACAUCACUGUAACCAGUUUGUGCCUUUGUUGUGUUUAUUGUCUUCUUUUACAUGCCGGCAUAGAAAUAUAUUUAA
Messenger RNA from Drosophila kikkawai, 1196 nucleotides. It is a transcript of the gene GstT1, whose product is annotated as Glutathione S transferase T1. Gene Ontology annotation, biological process: glutathione metabolic process. Lineage: Eukaryota; Metazoa; Arthropoda; Insecta; Diptera; Drosophilidae. Gene Ontology annotation, cellular component: cytoplasm. Gene Ontology annotation, molecular function: glutathione transferase activity. The record is from RefSeq and is a predicted model, not a curated record.